Messenger RNA from Cajanus cajan (pigeon pea), 3525 nucleotides. The record is from RefSeq and is a predicted model, not a curated record. Lineage: Eukaryota; Viridiplantae; Streptophyta; Magnoliopsida; Fabales; Fabaceae.
UUCGGUUUUCUAAGCAUUCGCUUCCUCUCUUUCCUCAUCCACUAUUUCUCUCCGUUUUCUGGCCCCUGCCGGAAAACCCCUUCCGUCCGCCGGAAAACCGCUUUCGUUUCGGCGACUUUUUUCCGCGUCUCCAGAGGAAGCUUAUAUCGGUCUUCUUAUUGGUACGUUUGCAUUCUCUCGCAAAUUGCUGUUGCAGAUUCUACGAGGCCUUGGAUCUCUCCGAGACGCGGUUUCUGCGUUGUAUUCGGCGUUCUUCGAGAAUGUGGCGAGCCUGGUUGUCCUCUGAGGCUCUCUCUUAAUCCGCAGCCUUCGGGAUCGUGUUUUAGGGUUUGGAUUUGGAUUCUGUGUUUGGUAAUUGUUUUCUGGCGAUUCCUUGUUCUAGUUAACGAAGACGGAGGCCUACAGGGAGCGACUUCGUAAUGAAAUGGCUUCAGAGAGUGGUAUGCAAUUGAUGCUCUUAAGGGAUGCGUAAAGGUGGAAAGAAGAGUGACUUUGUCUAAAGAAGUUAGAAAUGGGUUAGAAUUUCUGAGGCGUAAAAGGCUUCAGCGUGCAAAAUCUGUCACUUCCACCCAGACAAAUAUUGCUAACAUGAUGAACAGAAGUGGAGGAGAUGCUUUAAGAGCUUCAACAUCAUGUGGCAUGAGAUUGCAUGGUAAUGCUGAUGUCUUUUCCAAGCGCAAGGUGGAUAAGUUUGAUACAAAUGACCUGGAAUGGACUGAUAAAAUUCAAGAUUGUCCUGUGUAUUCUCCAACCAAGGAGGAAUUUGAGGAUCCUUUGAUUUAUUUGCAGAAGAUAGCUCCAGAAGCUUCUAAAUAUGGUAUUUGCAAGAUUAUAUCUCCUUUGAGUGCUUCAGUACCUGCUGGUGUUGUUUUAAUGAAGGAGAAAGCAGGAUUCAAGUUUACAACUAGAGUGCAGCCGCUUCGCCUUGCUGAAUGGGAUACUGAAGACAAAGUCACAUUCUUUAUGAGCGGAAGAACUUAUACAUUUCGCGAUUUUGAGAAAAUGGCAAACAAGGUAUUUGCACAAAGAUAUUGCAGUGCUGGAAGUCUUCCUGCCACAUACUUGGAAAAAGAGUUUUGGCAUGAAAUUAGCUGUGGGAAGAUGGAAUCUGUUGAAUAUGCGUGUGAUGUUGAUGGAAGUGCCUUUUCAUCUUCUCCCACUGACCAGCUUGGGACCAGCAAAUGGAAUUUGAAGAAACUUUCAAGGUUGUCCAAAUCAAUUUUACGGCUCUUGGAAACAUCAAUUCCGGGAGUUACGGAACCCAUGCUAUACAUUGGAAUGCUGUUUAGUAUGUUCGCUUGGCAUGUGGAAGAUCAUUAUUUGUACAGCAUUAACUAUCACCAUUGUGGGGCAUCAAAAACAUGGUACGGUAUUCCAGGUCAUGCAGCUUUGGAUUUUGAAAGGGUGGUGAGAGAACAUGUGUACACUAAUGAUAUUUUGUCAAGUGAUGGGGAAGAUGGAGCCUUUGAUGUUCUCCUGGGGAAAACAACACUAUUUCCACCAAAUAUUUUAUUGGAGCAUGAAGUUCCUGUCUACAAGGCUGUUCAAAAGCCAGGGGAGUUUGUAAUAACCUUCCCUAGGGCAUAUCAUGCUGGCUUCAGUCAUGGUUUCAACUGUGGAGAAGCAGUGAAUUUUGCCAUUGGUGACUGGUUUCCUUUAGGAGCUAUUGCUAGCAGAAGAUAUGCUCUUCUUAACAGGCUUCCUUUACUGCCCCAUGAAGAACUUCUAUGCAAAGAAGCAAUGCUUCUUCAUACAUGCUUGGAACUUGAAGAUUCAGACCUUCCCUCUUCAGACUUGUUUUCGCAAAAUAGCAUUAAGGUUUCAUUUGCUAACUUGAUGCGUUUCCAGCAUUGUGCUCGGUGGUUCUUGAUGAAAUCAAGGUCAUGUAUAGGCGUCUCUGCUCAUAACCAUGGCACCAUUCUCUGUAGCCUAUGCAAACGUGAUUGUUACAUAGCUUACGUUGACUGCAACUGUCACAUGCAUCCUGUAUGCCUACGUCAUGAUGUUGAUUCUCUUGACUUCAUCUGUGGGGGCAAGCAUACACUUUAUUUGAGGGAGGAUAUUAUGGAUAUGGAAACUGCAGCCAAGAUGUUUGAGCAGGAAGAUGAAAUAUUGGAUGAGAUAAGUGACCAAAACAUGUAUGCAUAUCCUUUGUCAAAUAUGUUUCAGAGAGCCAAGGCACAUGGAUACACACCUUAUUGUGAGCUAAAACUUGAUUCUGUAAUUGAAUUUUAUACAACUCCAGAGCACUCAACAAAUAAUCAAGAGUGCAGUACGCAAAGUCAAUCUGGCUUGGGACAUUGCUCUGAAAAUCAUAAACCAGUGGUGUCUGAGGUUUCCUUUUCUUCUGCCACAUCCACUCUUUGCUCUCUUUCAGAAUCUCUUGAGAGCUUUUCUGCUCCCAAAAAUGCUGAGGGGCACACUAACAUCAAUUUAGGUAUCAUUGAUUUUGAAAUGUGUGGUGAAAGAAUAUCCAACAAUGCAUGUGAAUCUUCAUUAUCCCCUGCUGUGUUUCAUGAAAGCUCAGUUAAACCGCAGGGUGAGUUUCAGAGAUUUGAUACAAAACCCGUUGUGGACGAGAGUGAUGAUUCUGAUUCAGAGAUAUUUAGGGUAAAACGCCCUUCUUCUCUGAAAGCAGAGAGGAGAAAUAUGAAUGAUGCUAACAUGUCUUCAAAGCAUACUGAGCAGCAGGGAUUUAAACGAUUGAAGAAAAUCCUUCCUGAAGGAAAGAGCGGGCAAGGGCAACCAAUGGAUUUGAGCAGAAGCAAUGAAUCAAGUUACAAAUACAGUCAUAAGGGUCAUGUUGAAAUAUCCUCGAGGGACAAAUUUGCAAGGGGUAAUGGCAAUCCCAUUUCUGUAAGAUAUAAGAAGUUAAGCAACGAGGAGCAACGGAGAGAUAGGUUGCAGCAGAGUUCUAGGGAAGCGGCUUCCAGUGAGAUUGGGGCAAAGCGCCUUAAGGUCCGAGGCCCUUCAUUUUUAGGUUUAGAGAGCAGAUCGAAUUGAUUUGAUGUUUCAAGUUGGCUGGCUCGAAAUGAUUGUGAAACGCCAUCGAGAGUCUGACUUUGCUAACUUCAUUUAGCUAAUGGGCUUUCUAACAAUACAGUAAUUCCAAAUGAUUGAUUGGGGGAGGAAGCAGCGGCAAGAUAUUAACGUAUUAUUAGGAUAUGAAUAUGAAUUUACAUUCUUUGUGCAGGCCUUACAUUUGGGCACUCUGCACGGGUGGUGGUGAUCCCUUGGGUUCUCGGGCCGAGGUGUUUUUCCAACUUUGGUUGGUGAACCUGACCUGCAAAGUUAGGACUUAGAAAUCGGUUUCCAUGUACAUUUCUUUUCUUUUCACCAGUCGUUUAUAGGUCUUUCUCAGGAACGUGGGUCUUUCCAUUGUUUUCUCAUUUAAUUCUAUCAGCUGCUGCCCCUUUUCAUGUUAAUCCAUUCUUUUUGUAGCAAUAGGUCCUUUGUACCUAGAACUACUUGAAUAAAGUUCAAGGAAAUUUCUCAUUUUCUCUCGAUUUCUUCCUUCACCCAUUA